This is a messenger RNA of Oncorhynchus keta (chum salmon), 3334 nucleotides long. It is a transcript of the gene slc24a1, whose product is annotated as solute carrier family 24 member 1. The transcript is spliced from 9 exons. The record is from RefSeq and is a predicted model, not a curated record. Bases 1184 to 3328 code for a protein of 714 amino acids. Gene Ontology annotation, molecular function: calcium channel activity; calcium, potassium:sodium antiporter activity. Gene Ontology annotation, cellular component: membrane. Gene Ontology annotation, biological process: calcium ion transmembrane transport; intracellular calcium ion homeostasis; long-term synaptic potentiation. NCBI's taxonomy places the organism in Eukaryota, Metazoa, Chordata, Actinopteri, Salmoniformes, Salmonidae.
AAGGUUGAACACCAGACGGGCUGCGGCGUUCUGGAUGAGUUGUAGGGGUUUAAUGGCACAGGCAGGGAGCCCAGCCAACAGCGAGUUGCAGUAAUCAAGACGGGAGAUGACAAGUGCCUGGAUUAGGACCUGCGCCGCUUCCUGUGUGAGGCAGGGUCGUACUCUGCGGAUGUUGUAGAGCAUGAACCUACAGGAACGGGACACCGCCUUGAUGUUAGUUGAGAACGUCAGGGUGUUGUCCAGGAUCACCAUAGACCAUAAACCAGUCUCAGUGUAGUAGGAGGGCUGAUCUGGGGUCAGUUCAGACAUUUAGACCAUAAACCAGUCUCAGUGUAGUAGGAGGGCUGAUCUGGGGUCAGUUCAGACAUUUAGACCAUAAACAGGUCUCAGAGUAGUAAGAGGGCUGAUCUGGGGUCAGUUCAGACAUUUAGACCAUAAACUAGUCUCAGUGUAGUAGGAGGGCUGAUCUGGGGUCAGUUCAGACAUUUAGACCAUAAGAAAUAAGAAAUAAUUAAAUGGACGCUUUAUGCAUACGGAACCUGAUUCAUUCAAACUUGGUGUUUCCUUCCCUUUACAACAGGUUGGGGAGGAGCUGGAUUCUUCCCUGAAUCACUCUGCCAGGGACCUGUGUUCUGAAUCACUCUGCCAGGGACCUGUAUUCUGAAUCACUCUGCCAGGGACCUGUAUGCUGAAUCACUCUGCCAGGGACCUGUAUUCUGAAUCACUCUGCCAGGGACCUGUAUUCUGAAUCACUCUGCCAGGGACCUGUAUUCUGAAUCACUCUGCCAGGGACCUGUAUUCUGAAUCACUCUGCCAGGGACCUGUAUUCUGAAUCACUCUGCCAGGGACCUGUAUUCUGAAUCACUCUGCCAGGGACCUGUAUUCUGAAUCACUCUGCCAGGGACCUGUAUUCUGAAUCACUCUGCCAGGGACCUGUAUUCUGAAUCACUCUGCCAGGGACCUGUAUUCUGAAUCACUCUGCCAGGGACCUGUAUUCUGAAUCACUCUGCCAGGGACCUGUAUUCUGAAUCACUCUGCCAGGGACCUGUGUUCUGAACCUGUGUUCUAACCCUAAACCUGUAUUCUGAAUCCAAUUCAAUGGUGCAAUUAACGACUUCUCAGGCUGAGGAGUGACUUUACAAAUCCAUACCUGUUAAAGUCCACAAUCACCAUCUCUUCAUAAAUGUAUUGUACCCAAAGGAAGAGACUGCAGCUGAGCCGAGUCAUAUUCCUCCUGUCUGGUGUUCUACUGUGUUGUCUCUACCAGCUGUCUAUCACCUCCAAGCUCUCCCCAGGACCCUGGCCCCAUGCCCUGCCCCAAAUAGGUGAGGGGUCUGGGGAUGGAGAGGGACUGACGGGGGCCCUCCUGGAGGAAGUUGUAUUGGAGACCUUAAGGGAGGGGGGACGCAGUGUUGACACACAAGAGGAGGAAAUUAUAGAUUUGGUGACAACUGAAGUAUCCGAUUAUUUCUCCGAGACGACUACAGAUGAUGUCACACCAUCCACUACCACUGAGGUCUCAUCAUCAUCAUCAUCAGUGACUACAAUCCGGACUAUCGUUCACUGUAUAUAUGUAGACCUGGAGCCUCCCAUUCAGAUCCCCACCCUUCCCAACCCACCACCCACCCAUCUAGUCCCCAACACCACCCAAUCCUCCCCUGCCGACCCGGGGGACGCCCCUCAUCAGAAAGGAGAGUACCCGACUGAUAUCUUCUCCGUGGAGGACCGGAGACGAGGCUGGGUGUCGCUCCACAUCUUCGGGAUGCUGUACAUGUUCGUCUCACUCGCCAUUGUGUGUGACGAAUUUUUUGUCCCUGCGCUCGGAGUCAUCACAGACCAGCUCGCCAUCUCCGACGACGUGGCUGGGGCAACCUUCAUGGCGGCAGGAGGCUCCGCUCCGGAGCUGUUCACCUCUCUGAUUGGCGUGUUCAUCUCUCAUAGCAAUGUGGGCAUCGGGACGAUCGUGGGGUCGGCGGUGUUCAACAUCCUGUUCGUCAUCGGCAUGUGUGCCAUCUUCUCCAAGGAGAUGCUGCACCUCACCUGCUGGCCCCUGUUCAGGGACGUCUCCUUCUAUAUCAUAGGCCUGAUCAUGUUGAUAAUCUUCUUCCUGGACAACACCAUCAUGUGGUAUGAGAGUAUAAUGCUGGUGGCUGGCUACAGCUCCUAUGUCUGCUUCAUGAAGUACAACGUUCAGCUGGAGGCAGCAUUCAAGAACCAGCUCAGGAAACAUCAGCACAUCAUUAAUAUCAUCACUGUGGCUGUUGAGGAUGAACCUGAUAAGGAUGAGACAGCAGGUCAGAAUAGUAGCCCUCCUGCCCCAGAAGACAAGAAACUAUUACAGUUGAAGCCUGUCCUCCAGAGAGGAGGAAGUUCAGCCUCUCUUCACAACUCCACCAUGAGGAACACCAUGUACAAGCUGAUGAUUCACACACUAGACCCCAUGGGAAACAACAAAGAACCAGCUGUCCCUGCACCCUCAGCCGCCCCAGUUCCAGCCCCGGCCAAGGAGGAGGAGACGAAGAAGGAACAGCCAGAGGGUCAGAUGGAGGACAAAUCAGCAGCAAUUGGUUCGUCUUGUAGUGAGGAUGAUGAUGAUGAUGAUGAUGAUGACGACAGUGAUGAAGAUAGUUCUGAUGAGGAAAGUUCUGAUGAGGAAAGUUCUGAUGAGGAAAGUUCUGAUGAAGAUGAGGAAGAUGAUGACCUUGAUGACAAGCCUCUGUCUUUGGUGUGGCCGGACACCAGAUGUAAACAGGCCACCUAUCUGUUCCUCCUGCCGAUAGUCUUCCCUCUGUGGCUCACCGUGCCCGACGUCCGUAACCCGAUAUAUAAGAGGUUUUUUGUGAUCACCUUCCUGGGAUCUAUCCUAUGGAUCGCCGUCUUCUCCUACCUCAUGGUGUGGUGGGCACAUCAGGUGGGAGAGACCAUAGGCAUCUCAGAGGAGAUCAUGGGCCUGACCAUCCUGGCUGCAGGAACGUCCAUCCCUGACCUCAUCACUAGUGUUAUUGUGGCCCGUAAAGGACUGGGGGAUAUGGCUGUGUCCAGUUCUGUGGGCUCCAACAUCUUCGACAUCACCAUGGGCCUGCCAGUCCCGUGGUUAUUGUGGUCGUCGUUCCAUGGUUUUGCUCCGGUGCCCGUCAGCUCCAACGGUCUGUUCUGUGCCAUUGUGUUGCUCUUCCUCAUGCUCCUCUUCGUCAUCAUCAGUAUUGCUGUGUGUAAGUGGAGGAUGAACAAGAUGCUGGGAUCUACCAUGUUCCUUCUCUAUUUUGUCUUCCUGGUGCUGAGUGUUCUGCUAGAGGACAGAGUUAUCAUCUGUCCUGUGUCCAUCUGACACUAU